Molecule: messenger RNA, 988 nt
Organism: Desarmillaria tabescens
Lineage: Eukaryota; Fungi; Basidiomycota; Agaricomycetes; Agaricales; Physalacriaceae
Exons: 4
Coding region: 39-722 (227 amino acids)
Source: RefSeq, a predicted model, not a curated record
AUGCGACAUAGCCAAUGCCCAAGAAUCUAUCAUCUACCAUGACUUCAUUCCUCGGCUUACCCGUACCAUUACCUGCUUCGUCGACCUCCGAGAAGACGAAAGGGAAGGAGCGGCAAAAGAGGUGUAUCGUUAUCUCAUCUUUCUACCAAACAUCCUUGGCUUCGGAGCUCUGUUUCCACUUGUCCCAUAUAUAUCAUUCCAGGCUCAUUUGGAUCGGUAUUGGCUUGGAUGAAUGUUUUCGGCUCGUGCACGGUAUUCCCAUUCAUGCUCGCUACGACCGGUUCCUUGUGAACGUCAACCCGCGUCACUGUCAACGCUGUGCUGGGAGGACACGAAUGAACGUAUACAUUUCCGUGGUGCUUCACCACUCUAAGGUGUUCAACCUUACGCUGGUCCAAUUGCGUGGAGCUGGUGUCCCCGAAUACUUCUUUAGUACUAUGGUAUACUCUGGCUCGUAUCAUGAGUCGGUAUGUCAUGGUGUCCGACACUUCCGCCACACCGUAUACAUACAUGAGAAGCAGCUUGGGUCCUGGGAUUCAAGAAAUAUCAACCAGCCGGCAGAUCUCAUCGACCGAUGGAGAUUUAAACGUACACAAGCGUCUUUACCUGCACGGUUCUCUAAAACUAAGGAUCGUGAGGCGUUGAGGUCGACCUUCCUUGACACUAGCGAAUUGAACAAAGAUAUAUAUGAUAUAUUAUGUAUAAUCCCUAGGAAGGGUUGAAAUGCAUGGAAAUGUCCGAAAUAAUUCCAUAUGAAGCGGCGGGAGAGGGAGAAUUUGGUCCAAAGGACUUGAUAAGGUUCAGGUGGCUGUGCUUAUCUAACGACGAAGAGGACGAUUUCUCGAGUCUCGACGACGGGUGGGGCGAUAAGAGAAAAAAUGGCGGCGAUGCGCAUGCAUUUGGACUAGCUACGAGGACGUGCGGUAAAAGAAGAGAAACUUGAUGAAAAGUUUCAUCUGAGCGAAGAUCAUAAUUUCCCCACCCCGAA